Molecule: messenger RNA, 3673 nt
Organism: Lampris incognitus (smalleye Pacific opah)
Lineage: Eukaryota; Metazoa; Chordata; Actinopteri; Lampriformes; Lampridae
Gene: pus7l
Product: pseudouridine synthase 7 like
Exons: 10
Coding region: 74-2200 (708 amino acids)
Biological process (GO): pseudouridine synthesis
Cellular component (GO): nucleus
Molecular function (GO): RNA binding; pseudouridine synthase activity
Source: RefSeq, a predicted model, not a curated record
GUUCUGUUUACAUGUUGCAAAGGAAACCCCGCGUUGGAAAAGUACAUUCCUGGAAUAAUUGGAUCAAGUUACAAUGAAGGGCGAUUGUGAUGUGGUCAACGUCCCUAUUUGCUUUAUAUCAAAUCACGAAGGUUUCGACGGAAGCAUCAAAAACUUUACCAGAGACUUUGUAGUGACCGAGUUAGACAUCAACGGACUACUAGUCACCAAGCCGACGGCCAUACUUGAUGUUUUUCCGCGAAUAUCAAACGCGAUCAGUCCCUGUACCGGAAGGAACCGUGAACCUGUCCCAGAAUUCAAGAGUAAUUCUAUCUCAGCUACACAGGACACAGACGUCCCCGUAGAUGAUAAGAGUAGGGAUGUUACUAGUCCUAGUUUGGACAAUUUUGAUCUAAAAGUGAUUUUAGGCCAGUUGGUCAGCGAGGAACUGGAGCAGUUUGUGGUAACCCUCAAAGACGAAUCAGGCCUUAGAGGGGAUGAGGUGGAGAAGCUGGUUAACCAAGAUCUAUCCCUGGGGUCCUUCCCUGACAAACACCACAGAGCUUGUGUCCAUCGCGCCGUACGACACAACUUUCCUUUUCUUAUGACUGUCACCAUUCAGCCUGAGAUCAGGGUGAGGGGGGACCCAGACUACAGAGAGCUGUCCCGGUUAGUCACAGAGAUGGAAGCGGAGGACUUUUUUAGGUUCAUCAAUGCAAAAGAGCAAGGGUCAUCCUAUACGUUCAGGCCCGAUCAUGACAAAGAGCACAGGACAGCCGUCCACCACUUUCUCAGUCGAAGGUUUGGUAAACUGGUGGAAACCAAGAGUUUCUGCGAACAGGGGGAGACAGCCAUCUCUGUGAGAUUGAGAGAGCGAGGCCGACCCAAAAAGAGGAAGGCAGAGGACUGUAAGAAAGAAGAGGUUUACACUGCCUUCACCCUUUGCAAGGAGAACUUGGAGACCCUGGAGGCCAUCAGCUACAUGGCAGCAACGCUGGGGGUGCUGCCUUCAGACUUCACCUACUGUGGUAUCAAAGACAAGAGAGCCAUCACCUACCAGUCCAUGGUGGUAAAGAAGGUCUCACCGCAACGGCUAAAAGAGAAGACUGCAGAGUUUGAGAAGAGAGGGAUGCGUCUGUCUCAUGUCCGCUCAGUCAGUGAGCCUCUGAGGUUGGGCCAGCUGCAGGGAAACCACUUUGACUUGGUUGUCCGUGACCUCAGGCCACACAAAGCCAGCGAUACACACCCCUCCGGCCCUGACACACCCUCUCACCUGGCGGUGCUGGUACAGCAAGCUGUGGAAAAUGUCAAGGCCAGAGGCUUCGUCAACUACUACGGACCACAGAGGUUUGGGACUGGGCAGAAUGUCCGGUCUGACCAAGUAGGACUUGCUCUACUCAAAGAAGACAUGGUGAGUGCUGUGCAUCUGUUCUUCACUCCAGAGGAGGGUGAUGAUCCUCAAAGCAGGGCUAAGAGACACUUCCUCCAGACAGGUGACGCCAAGGAAAGCCUGGCACUGAUGCCCCUGUCCAAAGCCAGGGAGCGCUUGAUGCUGCGUGCCCUGCACCGCUACGGUACCGGAGCAGACGGCUGUGCCCAAGCCUGGCUCAGCCUGCCCCAUGGCAUGAGAGUCUUCUCCCUCCAUGCCUACUGUAGCAGAGUGUGGAAUGAGGCAGUGGCGCACAGGUUGUCUUCUCUGGGCCACCUUGUCAGGCAGGGAGACCUGGUGUGGGUGCAGGACCACCAAGGCGGCACUGUGGACUCCAACCUGCCUCAGAUCCAUGUGGUAACCAGUGAAGAGGAAAAAGAUGGCGUUUAUACUCUGGAACAGGUGGUACUGCCCAUGCCAGGCAACACGGUCAGAUACCCAGGGAACGCCAUGGGAACUUGGUACAAGGAGAGGCUGGCCAGUGACGGACUGGAAAACUGUCCCUUCAGGGUGAGCGCCCUCAAACUAAAUCUGCCCGGCUGCUACCGCCCCCUGCUGGCGUGUCCGCGCAACCUCACCUACAGGUUACAGGGCCCAACAACUGGGGAUGGAGGACGAGAGGGUGGUGCGGCAAGCUAUAGCGGGGAGGCAAAAAGCGAGGAGAAGCCAAAUUGUACGUCGUCAAAGAUGAAGCAGGACGCGGACUCACUCACUCUCACCCUAAACUUUGACCUGGAAUCUUCCUGCUAUGCCACCGUCUGCCUCCGAGAGAUUAUGAAGUGUGACCCCUAGAGGUCAGGUGUAGAUAAUGGCUAUCUCUUAUCUGUUGUGUUUGUUUACUCUGUUACAUUGCAAAUGUGUAGAACACAUCUUUUAAAUCAUAAAUGUUAAUUUUUUUUAUUGAAAAAUUGUACAUGGCAGUGCACCAGUACUUUUCUGUGCUAGUUCUGGUCCUACCUAUACCAUAUCACUACCUUUUUUUUCCCCUUCAGUAGCACAGAGCAAGUGAGGUCCUGUUUGUGUAGGAGACAAGCAGAAGCAAGCAUAUAGUAAUCACCAAUUGAAAGUUGGCUUGUACUAAGUAUGCUGAAGUGUCUCACCUGCAUACUUAAAUCAAUUCCUAUCUUAAGCUUAGCAGAGCAAAAGGAUAGUAUGGCUCAGUCAAUCAGUAUCAUCACAGCACUAUAUGCUGACCCGGUAGGGAAAAUUACACAAGUUCAGGUCGGCAAAAAGAGAGUUAAAUGAAUAUUUCAUUUGAAUUUUCUCAAAAGGUGGGUUCUGUUUGCAACACUGAAUCAUUUAAUGAUCAAAGCCCCCCCCCCCCAACACGCACACACACACACACUGAUGUGAUCUUGUUAUUUUUAGUCAUGAGUGAAAUUUGUAGCCAGUGUAUGUCAUGUCCACUAAAUACCACUAGGUGGAGUCAUAACGCCACAACUCAUUUUUGAGGCAACUAAUGUGGCGAUCUUAUACAACCUGGGGGUUUCUUUUCCAUAUGGAGAGAAAAUACAAAUAAAGUAUCUAAAAUCUACUAUUGUGGUACUCCCGAACUGAUAGUGGGGAACUGUAAGGCUGAUUGAUUUAAGAAAACACUUAACUCCUUACCUGUAUCUCAACCCAAUAUGUCAAUUUGUGUUUAAGUAAUGUAAAAUGUAAUGAGCUUUAAACUCCAGUGUAAUUAAGUUUUACUCACGCCAUUUUGGUUGCUGCAUUCAAAUCUGAGUGCUGUCUGGGCAGCUUUGUCUCCUGUGAUUAAUUUAUGAAAUUUUGAUGAGAAUGUCUAAAGACAGCACCUUAUGAAAUCCCCACAGAGUAACUAACUAUACUGGAGUCCUCUGGGCUAUUCUUGAUCCCUGUAAUUGUAAGCAAUGGCCAAAGUAGUUAACUGUUAGCAUGGAGUGUCUUUUGCUGAAAGUAAGUUCUGACUUGCAGACUGUUUUGUGCCUAUAGCACUGUUUGAUAAAGUACCUGUCAUUAUGAUAAGCUGUCUACUACGGAGCUCUAUUAGCUACAUUUGAAUUUAUUCCAAAUGAGACAUGCACCAGUCAAGAAGAUACUUUUCAUGCUAAAUCACUGGUGUCAAAAAUCAAAACAAACAAACAAACUUACCAUUAUUUCAAGAGGUUUCAAGGUUGUCUCGUAGUAACUAAGUUGUAACUUGAGAUUUAGGUUGACCAAAUGCCAUUCCUUGUACUCUAACCAACGUUUCAGUGAUGUUAAAUGUUGUACUUGACUAUAUACAUGUCAUAAAAGACUUAAAUA